Aspergillus puulaauensis is the source of this 378-nucleotide messenger RNA. Its product is annotated as putative progesterone binding protein. The record is from RefSeq and is a predicted model, not a curated record. Lineage: Eukaryota; Fungi; Ascomycota; Eurotiomycetes; Eurotiales; Aspergillaceae. The transcript is spliced from 3 exons. Bases 1 to 378 code for a protein of 125 amino acids. Gene Ontology annotation, cellular component: membrane; endomembrane system.
AUGACUGGAACAGACUCUGGCCGCUUCGCGCCUAAGGUGCCUGUCGAACUUGAUCCUCCCAAGGACGACUUGAUUACCACAGAGGAGCUGGCCAAGUGUGAUGGCACUGAUCCCAGUCGUCCCACCUACGUCGCCAUUAAGGGAAUCAUUUUUGACGUGAGUCGCAACUCGGCAUAUGGUCCUGAGGGGCAGUACAAAGUCUUCGCCGGUAAAGACGCCUCUCGCGCCCUGGCCUGCUCAUCCCUCAAGCCCGAAGAAUGCAGGCCUGAGUGGUACGAUCUCGAAGACAAGGACAAGAAGGUGCUAGAGGAAUGGUUCACAUUCUUCAGCAAGAGAUACAACAUCGUGGGGAAGGUGAAGGAUGCUAAGAACUACUAG